AUGACCACGCACCCUCCUUCCCCGCCCCCGCAUACCCGGCAGGGCGAGCGUUCUCGCGAAGAAGGCCGGGAGAUCAAACUCCUGCACUUCAUUUACGAACAACCCAACCUGGAUGACAUCAGUGGACACCCAGAAAAGGUACUCGACCUCAUCGAGAAAUUUGAAGAGGAUUACCACUUGGUGACCGUCGGUGUGCCAAAGGGCAAGAUUGUGACCGAUCUGAUCAACGAAGUGAGACCGAAGACCAUGAUUGAGCUCGGGUGCUACGUGGGGUACUCUGCCAUCCUCUUCGGCGACGCGGUGCGUCGCAAUGGGGGCGAGCGCUAUCUGAGUCUGGAGCUGAACCCAGAGUUUGCAGCCAUUGCGAACAUGCUCGUUGACUUGGCUGGUCUGCGCGACUUUGUACGCAUCAUUGUGGGCCGCAGCGACCUGUCGCUGGACAAACUAUACCGUACCGGCGAGGUGAAGACGAUCGAGCUCAUGUUUAUUGACCACUACAAGCCGGCCUAUACCACAGACCUCAAGCUCUGCGAGCAUCACGGCAUGAUUGUUCCUGAAUAUGUGCGGUCGACGGUCCAGCAGAAGCGGGAGGCCGAAAAGGAAGGACCCAAGAAGGAAUACAACACCGCGGGUAUCCGAGAACGAGCCAUCCAGUCGUACAUGCCCAAGAAUGCGACGCCGAUCUUCGAAGUGGUUGGGAACCCGAACAUCGUAUACAAGAGCGAGCUGCAUCAGCCCGAGGGGGAACAGGAUGCAAUUGAAGUGUCGCGAUGUGUGGCGAUCGAGGAAACCUCCAACAUCUAG
This is a messenger RNA of Penicillium argentinense, 804 nucleotides long. RefSeq names its product O-methyltransferase. The transcript has 4 exons. The coding region runs from base 1 to 804 and encodes 267 amino acids. The record is from RefSeq and is a predicted model, not a curated record. Gene Ontology annotation, molecular function: O-methyltransferase activity. Lineage: Eukaryota; Fungi; Ascomycota; Eurotiomycetes; Eurotiales; Aspergillaceae.